GCGUCUGUAUACGCAGGAGUUUCUCUAGAAAGUCCCGCAAGCCAGUUGUCGUUCGUGCAUCGUAUAUCUUGCAUACAAAUAAUAACUAUUGAAUCUCAAUCUAUGAGUUGACGUAACUUACCGGCGUGCUGUCAUUUCGAUAGUGUCCCUUGAGACCUCAACAUAAUAGGUACGAGACAAUACGAACUUAGAAAUAUGAAAUUGAAAGUGGAAAAAAUGUUCUUCUUUUUUGGUAUUUGUGCUGUAAUAAUUGGCGUUAGUGGUGUUUCUUCUGAGCAACAAUUUUUCGAGAGUAUAAAAGAGGAUAAUGCAAUGGACGUUACUGAUUUUUCUGUGUACUAUGAUUUGGAAACCAAUAAGACAAUACGGGCCAUGAUGCCCAGGCCGUGGUACAAGCCCGGAUGGUUACUUCGACUACCGUUUAGAGGCGGACCAUGCAAAUGCGAAGGCAUGCGUUGCAAAUGCUGUACCGGUAUUCGAGUGCAAGCUUUCAAUUUGGAUAGACAAACAUGCGGUAUUUUAACAUACGACUCUCAACAGUCUACCAUCGAUUUCGAAGUCGUCAUGAAUAAUGCAAGCGUGCGAAAGGAUUCCUUUUCGACUCGGAACCCACCACCUUUCUGUGUGCCUAUACCAGUCCCGUAUUUACCACCUGGCUUAGUUGACAUGUGUGUGAGAUUAUUCGACAUCACAGUAGUGGAUCAAAAGCUGCACGUUUGUAUGGAUAUGGAUACUAGAAUCGACAUGGCACCGAUAGUGAUUUUACAUUUCGACUGCAUGGAUAUGGGGGCAGGAGGUGUUAGUUUGACCAAACCUGGUGGUUCGGAUUCAAAUGGCUUAUUACCUGGAGUUACUGCACCAGAGCCCGGGCAAGUGGAUAGCGAUGUGUACGACCCCGUUAGUCAAAAGGAAGAGACGACGGAAAAAAUAUUUUUCAACAAUAGUAUUAAAUACAUUUAAGUUUUAUAUUUGAUUU
Molecule: messenger RNA, 976 nt
Organism: Maniola jurtina (meadow brown)
Lineage: Eukaryota; Metazoa; Arthropoda; Insecta; Lepidoptera; Nymphalidae
Exons: 6
Coding region: 196-960 (254 amino acids)
Source: RefSeq, a predicted model, not a curated record